Molecule: messenger RNA, 28271 nt
Organism: Epinephelus fuscoguttatus (brown-marbled grouper)
Lineage: Eukaryota; Metazoa; Chordata; Actinopteri; Perciformes; Serranidae
Gene: syne1a
Product: spectrin repeat containing, nuclear envelope 1a
Exons: 148
Coding region: 459-27131 (8890 amino acids)
Cellular component (GO): membrane
Molecular function (GO): protein binding
Source: RefSeq, a predicted model, not a curated record
AAGACAGAGGUAGAGAGUAUGUGAGAGGGAAAGAGAGAGGGAGAGGGACUAAGCAAGAAAGAUUGAUGCUGAGGCAAGCCGACACUGCACUGCUCUCACUGACACACAUACACACACACUCACACACACACACACACACACACACACACACAAACAGUCUCACGCAUACACUCACAUCACACUCCCAAGCUGCUUAACAGGCAGGAAAAACACUGAGUCUGACUGAGUCUGCAGCCCGUUACUGCAGGACAGGACAGAGGACAGCAAGACGAGAGGCGAACAGGAGGGUGAAACCUUCCUCCCUGCUUUGACUCAGAGCAACAGUUUGACCGCUGUCAUCUCGGAAGGUUCAGCGCUCAAGGGAGCUCCUUAACGACACCUCCUCAAAAUAAGAGAGGGAGAAGCAGCAAGGGCAGGAGCAAGGGCAAGUGUAGCCUCUCUCCCGGAGGUUGCCGUGAAUGUCAUCUCAACGUCCCCAUGAAAACAGGCGGGAACCGAGGCGUAGUCUGGGGUACAAGAUGGCACGGCGGGCAGGGGGCGAAGGCUCCCCAAAAAAGAACACAUCCCUCAACCUGGUGGCUGGGUUCUUCCACUACCUCCGCGAUGAGCAGGAGGCUGUGCAGAAAAGGACAUUCACGAAAUGGAUCAAUUCCCACUUGGCAAAGCGUGUCCCGUCUCUGGUGGUGACAGACCUCUUUGAGGACAUCAAGGAUGGCGUGAUGCUACUGGCCCUGCUGGAAGUCCUCUCCGGACAAAAACUGCCUUGUGAGCAGGGCAAGAAGCUAAAGAGGAUCCACUGGGUCGCCAACAUCGGUACAGCUCUCAACUUCCUUGAGGGUAGGAAGUCUGCCUACAGAGGAUCUCCGAUCAAGCUUGUGAACAUCAACUCCACAGACAUUGUUGAUGGACGGCCGUCAAUUGUAUUGGGGUUGAUGUGGACCAUCAUCCUCUAUUUCCAGAUUGAGGAGUUAACCAGUAGCCUACCAGCACUUCACGCUGUCUCCAGCAGCACUUCUUCACUGGACAGCUCCACCAGCAGCACUGACACCACCAGCCCACCUGUCAAAAGAAAACCCCUCCCACCUCUGCAAGGUGGAGCCAGAAAGGCCCUGCUAAGAUGGGUCCAGCAGACAGCAACCAAACGUCUGGGGAUUGAAGUGAAGGACUUUGGCCCCAGCUGGCGCACAGGGUUGGCAUUCUUUGCCAUUAUCAACGCCCUUCGGCCCAAUCUAGUUGACAUGGAGCAUGUUUGGAGGAGGCCCAACAGAGAAAAUCUUCAGGAAGCCUUCUUCUUGGCUGAGACACAGUUGGGCAUUCCUCAACUUCUAGACCCCGAGGAUGUCGAUGUAGACAAGCCAGACGAGAAAUCCAUUAUGACUUACGUUGCCCAGUUCCUGAAGCAUCACCCUGACCGAAAGCAGAGCGACUCAGACGGACAGCUAGAAGAAGAGCACGGUCUUGCUCCUCGCGAUAUAGAGGAAAUGUUGGAGAGAGAGCAGCGAAAGAGCCUGAGGGAGCUCAAAAUGUGGCUCAACCAGCUGGAGAGAGAUGCAGUACAGGCUCAGGAGACUGAGGGCAAUCUCUCUCAACAGUACCAGUCGUUUAAGAGUCUGCGUGUCCAGUUGGAGAUGAGGAGGAAGCAGGUGGAGGGAGCUCUGCAGUCCACUCAAAAGGAUGGGAUGCUGACAGUGGACCAGGCUCUGGUCAAACAAGCCUGGGAAAGAGUCUCUAACAGGCUCCUGGACUGGCAUCUGCAGCUGGACAGGUCUCUGCCUGCUCCUCUGGACAAAGUGGGGGCGUGGCUGCAUGAGGCUGAAGGAGCUCUGCGACAAGAGAUCAUCGUCCAUCAGGCACAUGAUGUGACAGCUAACACUGUCCACAGGGCUCUGGAGCAGCACAAGGAUGUGUUGAAGAGCCUGGAAAGUCACCAGCAGGUCUUUCAGAGAAUCCAUAAAGACAGAAGUGUUGAUGGAGUCCCUGUUCCCCCAGACCAGCUCCAAGACAUGGCUGAGAGGAUGAACUUUGUCUCCACAUCUUCUAGCAUCCACUUGUCUAGAAUGGAGUUCUUGGAGAACAAACAUCACAUGCAGGCCUUUCUCACUCUCGCCGAGUCGAAGCUCAAAUCCUGGAUCAUAAAAUACGGCCGACAAGAAUCUGUGGAACUGAUGCUACACAAUUAUGUUUUGUUUGUGGAGAAGCAUCAUUUCUUUGAAAAUUACGAGGCAUUGUUCCGAUCGUUGAAACAGUCGGCUGAGGCCUAUGUCAGUGCUGACAGCUCAGCGGACGAAGGCGAGAUGGGUGUGCGCAGGUUCAUGCGAGAGGUAGUGACCCAGUGGAGGAGUCUGUCCAUGGAAGUGCGCAGUGUGAGGAGUAUGCUGGAGGAGGUGCUAUCCAACUGGGAGAGGUACAGCUCCACUGUGGCCUCCUUACAGGCCUGGCUGGAGGAUGCAGAGGAAGCUCUGAGCCAGCCGGAAAACACAAAACGGGAGUUUUUCAGGAUCCUCAGCCACUGGAUGGAUCAGCAUGCAGCCAUGAACGACGCGGGGAAUUUUCUCAUUGAGACGUGUGAUGAGACUGUGUCGCUUGAUCUCAAGCAGCAGCUACUUCUUUUGAAUGGACGAUGGAGAGACCUCUUCCUCAAAGUCAAACAAUAUGCCCAUGCAGAUGAGCUGGAGAAGUGGAGAAGAGACCACCUAAAGGCUGUGACGGCCCUGAAAGAGCUGCUGGACACAGCAGAGGCCAAGCUUAAUGUUCCUGUCCAGGUGUCUUUCCUCAGUGUUAGAUCCUUUCUGCAGGAUGUGGAGAAUACCAAGCAAAAGGUUGUUGCCAUGGAGACACAAUACAAGUUGGCUGCCCGCAGUGCUCAGCUCCUCGCCAAGGAUGCACCACAGGAUGAGGCUGCCAGGGUCAUGGCAGCUAUGGCAACAGCCAAAAGUCAGCUGAGUAAGGUGAGAGAGCGGUGUCCCUCCCUUGUGAGGGAGUGUCAUGUUCUUCUGCCACUGUUGGAGGAGAUGGAGAAACACAUCACUGCUUUUUACCAAGCCCUGGAGCGAGCCAGUCGCAUCACUUCUGCUGCCAGAGACCCAGACACACAGACCCAGACCCAGCAAAAACAGAAGUGGCAGGAUUUGUUAAACCAGCAGCAAAGCUGUAAACGCUGUCUGUCAGUGAUUGAGAGGAAUCACCACACCCUGCAGAGGACACUCUCCACCAGUAAGGUGCUCCGAAACUUCGACCUGUCCCCGCUGCAGAAGAGAGUGGCUGAAAUACAGGGCUCUGCGCAGGCUUUGCUGAAGGAGGUUGGGGAAUGGAGAAGGCAGGAAGAGGCCAACAACUGCCUAAGGAGGAGGUUUGAAGAAUCGAGACAGGAGCUGGAGAGAGUGCUGAAGAAAGCUCAGGGUUGCUUGAGAGAGACUGGAGAUGCCGAGGAAUUACUGAAGAAACACAGUGAUUUUUUUGGCCAACUGGACCAGCGGUUGCUGAGUGUGUUCCUGAAGGCGUGCGAUGAGCUGACUGACAUCCUGCCACAGGAGGAGCAACAGGGGCUGCAAGAAACUGUCCGCAGGCUGCACAAACACUGGAAGGACAUCCAGGGUGAGAUACCGUCUCACCUGCUCCGUCUUAAAGUGGAGGUGGAGCGUAGUCGAGUGGAUGUGAUUAUACAAGACGUCAGAGCAGAGCUGGACAGAGAAACGCAAGCCCUGUCUGGCACCUGCACCAGUGAGCGAGUGAUCAAAGAGCACAGAACUUUUUUCAGGGAACGCAAACCUCUGACUUUGUGUGAGAAGAGGAUUAGAAACAUGGAGGAUCUGUGUCAUAAGUUGCCUGACAACGACCCGGCUUAUCGAACGCUAGAUUCCACCAGGAGGGCUGUAGAGGAGGUUACGGAGCAAAUCAAAAGCACCCACCUCAAACUGGAGCAUCACCCUGAUAAAUGGAAAGAGUGGAAUGAGAGGUUCUGUGAGCUUUCUGAUUGGCUUUCAUCUCAGAGGAGGCAGGUGAGGCUUUUGAGAGAGACGGCAAGAAAUUCGGGCCACCAGGAGCAAGUUGACGCUGCUGUUCAGGCACUGCAGGAAGCAGUAGAUGCCCGAGAGGAGAGUCUGCUGUGGCUGAAGAGCCGUCUUGCUGGGCUGUCUGAAGUCAGCUCUGAACUGGAGGUCCAGAGACAGAGAACAGCUUUGGCCAAACUCUCAACCGACCUGCGGGCACUCUUUUCUUCACUCUGUCAGUGGGGUGAGGAGGGCUCUGCUAUGUUCCAGUAUGAGGAGCUGAGGGAGGAGGUGCGUGGUGCACUGGACGAGGUUCUCAGAGUGCGGAGAGAGGCUGAGGAGCAGACCGGCAGGAUCCUGGAUGCUGAGGGCCUGGAGGAGGCCAAACAACUUUACCUUAUUCACCAGCACCACCUAAAACGCUUGCAUGCUAACAGGAGGGAGGCAGAGCUUCUGGUGGCCCACUGCCGCCAGCUGCAGAAAGGGGAGGGGCUUAGUCAGUCCCUGAGGGAGCUGGAGGGAGCUUUCCGAGAAGUCGACCACAAAUCAGCGACAAAGGAGCACAACCUGCAGGCUACUCUGAGCUCCUGGCAGAGUUUUGAAGCAGAAAGAGAAGCAGUCUGGAGGUUUAUCAGUAAUACCAACAAUGAGCUGCACAAAGAACUUAUUUUCAACAGCCUGGAUAGCCUGAAAACUGAACUGGAGCAUAACAAGGAGCUCUUCACAAAGGUUGAGGAGUAUUCUGUGCGAGCAGAACUCCUCCUGGAGAAGGCAGCAGACAUUCAGCUUGGUCCGAAGAAUCAGACUCUUCUUCUACAGCAGGCUCAGUCCACUACAGAAGCAGUCACACAACUGCAAGACCACCUCAACAAGAAUGUUGCCCAGCUGGAGAUGAUGUGCAUGUGGUGGGAGCGUUUCAGCAGUGAAUCAGAGAUCUUCUCUCUGUGGAUCAAUGAGAAAGAGGCGGAGCUGGAGGCUGUCAACUCCACCUCCUCCUUAGAUCCUCUGGACAAACACAUCAGCACAGUGGAGGCUGUGUCAGAGGGUUUAGAAGAGAGAAGGGCAGCCCUUGCCCACAUGGAGGCAGACUGUGAGGCCCUGUCGAGCUUUGUGACCCCUGGAGAGGCUGGACGUAUCCGGGCACGACUUGCACAGAUGAGGCGCUACUGGGAAGAGUUGAAGGGGAGAGUGGAGCAGCUGGGAGGACAGCUCAACCAGAGCGCCUCGUACUGGCAGAGAUACAAUGAUAACCUUGAACAGGUCAAGAAAGCAAUGAGUGACCUUAAAGAGAAGCUGGACUGUCCAGUCACAUACUGUUCAUCAUCAUCUGAGACCUACAAAAGCCUCCAGGAUCACAUGGAGGUCUGCCAGGGUGUUGAGCAGCUGAACCCCAGGCUGAUGACUUUGUGUUCAGCCAUGAAGAGGCUUGGAGAGGGCAGCCAGCUGGAGGAAGAGGUGGCUAACCUCCAGAGGCAACAGGGAGAGUUUAUGGGAAAGGCAACAGAAAAGCAAUCAACAUUAGAGAGCCUUCUAGCACUGUGGCAAAGAUUUGAAAAGGAGAGCUCGUCCAUGAAAAGCUGGCUGAACAGAUGUGAGUCUGUUUGCUGUCCAGACACCGACCUGCUUUCUGCAGACAAAGUAAAGCUCAGAAAUGAACUGCUAAACGUUCAGGAAAUGCAGGGCGAGACGACAUCCUACGAAGUUCUUCUGCAGGGUCUUGUGAAUCUCGCACUGUGUCUGUACCCCACAGCGCCUGAAACUCGUAUCCAAGAGAUCAGCAAUGAUCUCACACGACUGGAGGAAAGAUGCACUUCUAUGAAGAACAGCAUAUCACACAGGCUUGAGCUGCUGGAGUCGCAGUUGUCACAGCUGGAGCAGUUUGAUCAGGCACUAUUGACUCUGACCCAAAGGAGUGAGAACUUCCUGUCUGGCUUGAGAAGCUCUUCCCAGGUUGAUAUUGCUGAUGUUGAGGCUGCAAUUAGUAAGCUGAAGACACAUGAGGAGCAACUACAAGCACAUGCAUUAUUGAGAGAGACUCUUGAGCAAAGAGAGUCCUCCCUGCUUUGCUGCUCCACCUUGGAGGCCCAGCAGCAGCUCCAGGGCUGGAGAGAGGACUGCCUACAGCCACUCAUUGAGUCCCACCGUCUCCUGCUCCUCCGUAAAGAGUGCCUGACAGCAUUAAAAGCCUUUCUGGAGAAGAAUGGAGCAGCAGGUAGGGCUGUGCGGAGCCUUCAUGAGGCGGUGGAGGGCAGGGGGAGCUGGGAUCGCUCCAAAGCUGAAGAGCUGCACCGUGGAAUAGGCGAAGUGGCUAAAGACGUGGCCAAGCUUGAAGCUGAGGCAGUGGGGUUGGAUGGGCAGCUAAGCAAGGCACACCUUCACCUGAGCGGCGCAGAGUGGCGGGGCUCCAAAGAUGUCAGUCAUCCUCAGGGAAGAACAUCCUGCAGGGGACAGGUGGUGGCCCUCAUGAUGGCUCUAGAGGAGGUGCAGAGGGGCGUCGGAUGGAGGCAGAGUGAAGCAGAUGCUUUAGGGGCAUUAUGGAGCUCCUUCAGGGAGAGGAGGGAGGAGGUGAUGGAGAAUUUGAAGAAACUGGAGAAUGAAGGAAGGCAAGAGGGGGCCAGAGAGAGCACUGUACAGGCUUUUCAAAACAGGCUGCGUUUUUUCGUCCAGCUGGAGGAUGAGCUCCAGUCCCUGCAGCAUUCCCAGCGGUGGUUAGAGGAGAAGGGAAGCCAGCUGGCCCAGCGAGACAGUGAGCUGGCUGGGGAGGCUCUCAGAGAGGUAGCACUGGUGAAGACAGCCUGGGAGAACGUGAGGACUCUGAUCACCAACGGUCAGGAACAGAGUGGGGUUGUGGUAGAUCUUCUCCGCCAGUUCCACCACCUGAAGUCAGUCCUCACCGCUGUUGUGGAGAACGCUGAGGCUGUUGCUCACAAUCUGCCUGACCACAACCACAAUGCUCAGGAGGCCAAAAGGACUUUUACUCGACAUGACACUGUCCAAGCUGAGCUGAGAGAAAAACAGGAUGACAUGGACCAGCUCAUCAGCACAGUGGAGGACCUGCAGAGAGAGCUGGAGAAGGUUCCCAACUCUGAUGCAAGCUCCGUCCAGAGAGACAUGGAGACGUUAAGAGACCAGUGGCUGGAGGUCUCAGAGAGAAUACAAACCAACACAGAGAGACUGGGCUACUGUGUAGCGCUGUGGGACGACCUCAAGUCAAUGGAGCAGGACAUUAACCAAUGGGCGGCCAACUCCAUCGCUGAUCUCACCGACAGUGUUAGUAAUCUCAGUGAUAAAGAGCAGACAGAGGCCCAUCUUGCCACCUUUCAGGCUGACAUUGAGAAGAGGGAGCAGAGACUGGACGCCCUGCAGGAGAGAGUGACAGAGCUGAAGGAGCGAGCCAAGCUGCAGGAAACCCCGUUACAAAUGCAGGUCCUGGAGUCAGACCUGAGGAAGAAAAUGGCCCAUGCACAGGAGGUGUACAACCAGGCCAAACACGCUCUGACCUACUUCAGUUUCCAGAAGCAGCGACUGGAAGACCUCAUGUCCCAGAUGGCCGAGCGGCUGGUGGCAGUUGAGGGUUCGCUAUCUGACCUCACUGAAGCUACUUCUCCUGAAGACAUUGGCACAGUGAAGGACCUGCAGAGCAUUGUGCAGCAGCAGAGGGCAGACAUGGACUCGGCCAGAGAUGCUCUGAGUGCCCUGUGCAGGUCUCAUCCCUCACAGGAGCUGUCGUGCCUCUCCUCUGACCUCACCUCCAUUGCCAAGCGAACAGAGGCUGUUGCCCAGCGCUGUGCCAAGACCAGGGGCAGCCUGCAGGAUGGGCUACAGCUCCACUUCAACGCAGAGCUCGUCCAAGACUUUCACUCUCGGCUGACAGAUCUGAAGUUGGAGCUAAAAGAAUGCUCAAGCCAAUCAGGAGAUCUUACCGUCCUUGGAGCAAAGUUGCAAAGGCUAAAGGUGUCAGUUGAGCAGACAUCACAGGGUGAGGAGCGUCUCUCUAAGGUUCGUGAAGAAGCCGAGAGGUUGCAGCUCCACCUGUCUAAAGCUGGAGCAGCACAGGUCCAAGAGCAUCUCUCCUCCUGUCAGAGAGAGUGGAGGAACUACCUGGAUAGCUGCUCUCAGAGCCAACGAGACCUGGAAGAGAGUAUUGACCUUCUGAAAGACUUUAAUUACUGUGUGGAGGGUGUAAGAGACUGGCUGAAGCAGAUGGAUCUCAGCCUCAAGAGAGAGCCUGUUCUUGGGGCAGAGUGCCAGCAAGGAGCCCCAGACACCACAGAAGAGCUGGAGCGGAUGGAAAACCUCCAUAAGGAACUGCUUGCAAGAAGGGACUCCAUCGAGCGUCUCAGCCAGGAGGCUCAGUCUCUUUCUGAAGCAGGCCGGGGGUCAGGAGGAGAGGUCAGAGUGACAGGCCAGCUCCAGAUGGAGCACCAGGCCCUGCUGAAGGCAGCCAGGGAGAAGCUGCGGGGAUGCCAAGAGAGCCAGGCCUUUGGAGAGACCCUCCAAGGGGUUUGGGCCUGGCUGGAGGAGAUCCAGGAGAGACUGGGUACAGUAGACAGCACCAUGGGGACCAAAGAACAGCUGGAGCAGAGGCUGGAGACUGUGCAGGACAUCCUGCUUUUGAAAGGGGAGGGGGAGGUCAAGCUGAAUAUGGCCAUGGGUAAGGGUGAGUUGGCCCUGCGCAGCUAUGGAGCAGCCGGACAGGAAGUGGUCCGCUCUCAGCUACAGGAAGUGGAGGAUGCAUGGGCCACGUUGCUUGUGACUGCCAUGAGCUGCCACAGCCGAUUAGAGUGGACCGUGUCGCAGUGGGGAGGAUACCUAGAGAGUGCUGCCCAGCUGCGGUGCUGGAUGGAGGCUGUGGAGAGGGAGGUGUGUGCCCCUCUCACCCCCCAGCCGGGACCCAGAGAGAAGGCCUCCCAGCUCGAGAGACUCAGAGCCCUGCUAGCUGAUCUGGAAGACCACCAGGUGGCGCUAUCCAGCCUGGAAGAAAAAGCCAGGGAGCUGUUUAAGAAGACUGCCGAUGCCAGCUUUAAUCACGGUGCCCGCACCCAGCUGCAGGUGCAGUUUGAUGACCUAACAGCCUUGGUGGAGGAGAGAGUACGUCUAGCGCAGGCCGUGGUGCUGGAACACCAAGACUACCUGGAGGCUGUUAGGGAGCUCACUGACUGGCUGAUGACUGCUGGAGAGGAGCUACAUCAUUGGUCUGAUACAUCAGGAGACUCUGUCUCCAUCAAAAAGAAACUGUCAGAAGUGAGGGAGCGUGUGGAGUGUCGGCUACUAGAGGGCCGAGAGCGCCUCAGUAGGGUGCGUCGGAGCGCAGCAUCCACGGCGGAGCACACGGCAGCAGGUGGCUGCGAGGCCAUGGACCGACAGCUGGGGGCACUGUCCCAGGCUCUGGAGCAGUGGGAGGGGGCCGCCCUGAGGGCCAGGGACGGCCUGGAGGGGGCUCUUGCCGCUGCUGCAGCCUCAGAGGAAGAAUAUGACCGUCUGACUGCGCGGCUGGAGGACAAAUUAAAAGAGCUGGAUGGACGGCUGAGGGGGUGGAGCCAGGAGUUGAUUAAAGCUGAAGGGAGGAGCAACGGCGAGGAAGCAGUUGAGGGAUGGCAGCUGGCUAAGGAUAUACUGGAGGGCUUGCAGAGCGCCGAGCCGAUGGCAGAGAAGUUGAAAGGCCAACUGAACGACCUGGUGCGAUACUCCAGAGACCUGGGCUCACAGUCAGACCGUGUCACUGCGCUUAUCAAACAGCACAACAGUCUCAGUCUUCGUGCAUCCAGGGAGUGUCAAAAUAAGGAGCGCUUGUUGGAGCAGAGGUUCCGUGCAGCCUUGAGAGACUUCCAGCAGUGGUUGGUCAAUGCCAAAAUCAGCACCGCCAAAUGCUUUGAUGUGCCACAGAGUGUCGCCGAGGCCUCUACAGCUCUGCAGAGGAUCCAAGAGUUCUUGAGUGACAGGGAGCAUGGCCAGUCCAGGCUGAGUACAGUAGGAGCCAGUGGGGAGCUGCUGAUGGCUGUGGUGUCCAAAGACAGAGUGGAGGGAAUCAAGGCCAAGGUGGUGAACGCCAGAGAAGACUGGAAGAGCCUGAUGAAUAACCUGCAGAUGAGGGAGGAUGCACUUAAGAACCUGCAGUCCCAGAUGACGGAGUUUGAGGCCAGUGCUGAGCCUCUGCAGGACUGGCUGAACAGCACAGAGGUCAGAGUUCAGGAGAGCAGUGCUCGGCUACACGACCUUCCAGCCAAGAAACAGGAGCUCAGCAAACUACAGUGUGUGUUGGAGGAGAUGGCCAGUCGGGAAGCAGAGCUGGGGAGGCUCAGGGAAAGAGCUCAUCGUCUCUGGGAGGGACAAGCAGCUGGCAAGGGUUUCGUCCAUCGUGUGUCCCAGCUAUCAGCACAGUACCUAGCACUCAGCAAUUUAACCAAGGACAAGGCCUCCAGGAUUGAACGUAUUGUAGGGGAACACCGCCUCUUCUCUCAGGGCCUUAAAGAGCUCCAGGAUUGGGUGUGUGAAGCUCAGAGGGUCCUCAACACCUGCAUCUCCACCACCACUGACAAGGGGGUGUUAGAGGACCGGAUGUUACAGCUGGAAGCCUUACUGGCUGCUCGUCAGGAGCGGGAGAUCCAACUGAAGAUGCUUCUGACUCGGGGAGAAGCAGUCCAGAGGAACACGUCAGCUGAGGGGGUCCCAGUGAUUCGCAAACAGAUCCAGGACCUCAAAGACUCAUGGGACUCCUUGCUUUCCGCCUCCAUUCAGUGUAAAAGCCAGCUGGAGGGCGCUUUGUCACAGUGGACCAGCUAUCAGGAAGAUGUGGGUCAGUUUGUGCUGUGGAUGGACCGGGUUGAGGAGACACUUAGCUGCUCAGACAGACAGUAUUCUGAGAUGAGAGACAAGACUGCUAACCUGGGAAAGACUAAGCUUCUCUAUGAAGAAGUACUGAGUCACAGCAGUCCUCUGGAGACCAUUGCCACAAAGGGGUCCAACAUGGCUGAACACUACACUACCCAGCAGGAGGUGCAGCAGCUGCAGUGUAGAUAUAACGCCCUCAAAGAAAAGGCCAAGAAUGCAGUUAGUAAGGCCAAAGGGCUGGUGCUGGUCCAUCAGGAAUAUCAAAGGGGGUUACAUGUGUUUGAGGACUGGCUGGAGCAGGAACAGGCCUCUUUGGCAUCAUUGUCCCAUCCAGAGGGAAACGUGGAUACACUGGAGAAGACACUGCAACAGCUACAGCUCCUGCAGGAACGCUGCUCAAAUGGCCAGUCUUUGCUCUCCUCGGUGCUGACCAGCAGAGAGAGAGUGAUCCCCUGGGGUAUACCUCAGAUCGAAGACCGAGCGCUGGACACUGCUCAGCGGGAGUGGGGGGCCUACCAGGGCCGUCUGGAGGAGACUCAGACCCAGCUGAGCUCCACACUGACCAGACUGAGGCAGAUGGGCCAAAGGUUCCUGAGUCUGGCCCAGUGGCUGGAGGAGAUGGAGAAGGUGGCAAACGUCAGACGUCAUCGGCGGUCAGACAGAGGCACCAAGGAGACACAGCUGAAGAAACUUAAGGGGUGUCUCGAGGCAGUGCUUGCACGGCAGGGAGAAGUCGAUGGCCUCUCCUCUCUGGCACAGCAGGUUCUGGAGGAAACCUACAUCAGUAGUCGUGUCAGUGUUACUGCCACCCAGCUCACAGCCCGCUACCAUUCCCUGCUGCUCAACAUACAGGACACCAUCAAGCAGCUUCAGGAGGAGCUGAAGAGCAUCGAAGAGGCUGAAAACCUUUGCACGUCCUUCACGGACUGGCUCAGUUCCACUCAGGAAAGCUUCACAGCUUUAACUGACAGUUCUGAACCUCUGGACCGCGUCGCCAUGGAGAGGAAGACGAAAAAAGUAGAGACUCUCCAGUCUGAGCUCCAACACGGUCACAGUUUCCUGAAAUCGCUGAGGGAGCGGGCAGAGCAGGCGGCGGGCUCCCUGGACGAGGCUGGAGCUGAGAGUUUGGGAGCGGAGGUAGAGGCUCGUCUUGCCCAGUUGGAGGAGCUUGCAGGUGGGCUGAGACAGGAGCACAGCUUUCUACAGCGGGCCUCACUGCUAGCUAAGGAGUUCCAGGACCGAUAUAAGGCUCAGGCCCAGUGGCUGGUGGAGACCAGGGCUGUGCUCAGCUCCCCUGUGGAGCCCAAGGCUGAACUGUAUCAACGGAGAGCACUGCUGGCUAAACAUAAGGCUCUGCUGCAGAUGGUUCAGUCCCGUGAUGGAUCCAUCAGGUCAGUGAUGGAGAAAGGAGAUGCUCUGCUAGCCUCCGUCCACUACCCCUCCAUUAGAGACAAAAUGAACAGAAUGCAAAGGGACUACACUGAACUCUGUCAUACGGCCACGGCCCAUGUGGAGAAUCUGGAAGGCCAGGUGAAAGAACAGGAAGCUUACCACAACGAGCUCCAGGAAGUGGAGCGCUGGCUGCUCCAGAUGUCCAGCAGGAUGGUGACCCCUGAUCCAACUGUGGGUGGCAGCCUGGAGGCAGCCACUCAACAGCUGGCCAGACACAAGGCCAUCAUGGAGGAAAUAGCAGGAUUUGAGGAUCGCUUGGCAGGCUUGAAGGAGCGAGGAGACCACCUGGUACAAGGCUGCAGUGACCGUGUGCAGAGCAGGCUGAGACAGCAGGUCCAGGCUCACCAGCAAGGCACCAGAGACAGCUACUCUGCCAUCUGUAGCACAGCACAGAGAGUGUAUCAGAGUCUGGACCAUGAGUUGCAAAGACAUGUGAGUCUCCAAGACACACUGAAGCAGUGCCAGACCUGGUUGACUUCUGUCUCAGAGGAACCAGAGCCUCCUGCACAUCCUCCUCUCAGCCUGGAGGAGGCUCUACAGCAGGUGAAGCAGGAGCGUGCUCUACAGGAACAGGCCAGCACUUACCUCCAGCUUGUGUGUUCAGCAUGUGACCUGUCCGAGCCGAGGGUCAGAGGGACGGCAGCAGCUAUCCAGCAGGUCAAAUUGCAGAUUGAAGAGCGUAUGCUACUCUGUGAGGAGGUCGCAGACAGCUGGAGGGACGUUGAGGAGCAGAAGGCAGAUCUGGAGGUUCAGCUGAGAGAGACAGAGCAGCAACUUCAGAACCUCAUCAGAAGACCUGCGGAGCUGGAGCCCAAGAUUGCACAGAACCAGCUGGACAAAGCACAGGAAUUCCUUCUGCAGAUUAGGGAGAGACAGUCUGAGGUAACCCAUUUAAAUGAAGCUGUUGGUAGGCUGACAGACGGACAGGUCUCUCCUGCCCUGGAGGAGAUAAGAAGACUGAGGAGAAGCUGGAUGGACCUGGGCCAGCGGGCAGAGGAGCUGGAGUCUCAGCGGGGGGAGGACAUGCAGCGAAGCGGGGAGUACCAGGAGAUUGUUGUUGCUGUGGAGGAACUCUUCCACCAAGUUUCCAGGGAAUGGGACUACCUCGCCAGGGCUGACACAGAGAGUACAAGUGAGCAUCUAGAGGCUUUGAGGAAGCUCUCCAGUGACCUAGAGGAGCAAAGAGCAACCCUAGAAGACCUCAGAGACCAGAAACAAGCUAUCCUCCCUCGACUUAGCCUGCUAGACAAGGAGCUGGUCAAGCAACAGGUUGGUCAUCUAGAGCAGCGCUGGGCUCAGCUUGAAACCCUGAUUCAACAGAAGAUCCAGGACUCUGCACAGACACUAGAGGAUCUUGCUCGUGUUGAAACCCAGCUGAGGGAUGCCCGGGAGUGGGUGGAGGAGCAGCGGCCUGCUUUUACCUCUGCGCUGAAAACCAGCCCACCCCCUGAUCUGGCCCAGAGUUUCUUGUUUGACCACCUGAGUGUGUGCGUGGAGCUGGAGGCCCGUCAGCAGCUGCUGGGUCAGGCAGUGAGCGAGGCACAGGCUGUGGCUUCCAGACUGGGGCUGAGUGAGAAGAGAUUCCUGCAGGAGCUCGUUGAACAAGCCCAGACUGAAGUGGAGACUCUGGGGGCUCGGGUGGCCCAAAGGAGGAAGUACCUCAGCAAGGCCUUUACAGAGAGAACACAGUUCCUUCAAGGCCUGGGGAGAGCACUGUCUUGGGUACAGCAACAGGAGAGGAGGGCUUUGAUAGAUGACCACAUAGCACUUCUCCCUGAGGACCUAGCCAAACAGGUUGCUGCUUGUCGGGGUGUCCAGAGUGGUUUACGAGCAUACCAGAGAGAGCUGGCAUCUCUCUGGGUACAAGGGCGAGAGCUAGAGAGAGAUGCCAGUGACAAAGAAAGAGCAGAAACACUGGCCAGACUGGAGAAUCUGCAGUCAGUGUUUGAAACCGCCCUGCAGAGGACGACACAGCGUCUCACAGACUUAGAGAAAGCCUUGACCUCCAGGAAGUACUUCCAGGUUGACCUGGAUAAGACUUGCCACUGGUUGAGACAAGCAGACGCCAUCACCUUCCCUGAGAUCAAUCUAAGCAACAUUGACGAUAGCUCGGAGUUGCAAACACAAUUGUCUAAUUUUCAGAAUGUCCUAGAACAAGCUUCAGAGUACGAGAACCUUCUUCUCAUUGUCCAAAGAAUAGGGCAGGAGAUCCUCCCCACUCUGAACGAGAUUGAUCAUUGCUACCUAGAUGAGAGGCUCAAUGCCCUGCCUCAGCAGUACAACGCCAUCCUAGCUCUAGCCAAAGAGAAAAAAGACAGAGUCCAACAAAUAAUCUUAGAGCGAAAAGAGUUCAGCACUUUCUUUGAUAUCACUCGUAAUGCACUGGAGGAGCUUCAGGAGCAGUUUGACAAUCUGGAGAAGCAGACUAUCAGUAUUAGAGAUGAGGAGCUUGCUCGUCUAAUUAAUGAAUACAGAAGUAUUAAUGAAAGUUUAUUCCAUAUUAGCCCUGCUGUGAGAGAACUGCAUGGCAAAAAUGAGGGGUUUCUCAGUAGGGGUCAGCAAUACAGAGCGGAGGAGACACAGCAGCUGGUCGAUCUCCACAACACGCUGAAAAAGACAAACGAUGAGAAAAUUAAGCACUUGAAUGAUUGCUUGAAAACACUGGUUGAACACAACAGAGUAUCCGCCAAGUUGGACUCAGAGUUUAAGUCUGUGAAAGAGAAACUGGUCAGACUGAAGUCAGACGCAGAAAUCGGUGCCAUGGAUAGAAUCACAAGCCUUUAUUUACUGCUUGAGAGUCUGGACUGUGUGAGCUCUCAAGUUGAAGAAUGUAACCAACAAACUAAGGGCCUUGGCCUGAAGUUUGAUCCCGCUGCCUUUCAGGAAACUACACUGCAGCUUGAAUCAUUGCAGUCUUUACGGUGUGAAGUAAAAUGUUGUGUUGAUGAAAAUGAAAAGAAGGUGACAAAGAAUGAAGAUUUCACAAAAGAGACUGUGAAAAUGUUGGAAUGGCUGCGGACUAUCAAGGUCAAAUUGGAAGAGCCGUUGGCCCUGUCAGAGGUCAAAAUCGAGAGGGUGUAUGAAGAAGUGCGGAAACUGAAGAUCGUGGAAGAGGAAGUGAAAAGUAGAUUUAGGAUAGGGGAUGCUUUGGGGAGCAGAGAGAAGCAAAGGUAUUGUAGUAGAAAAAAACCUGUUCCUGCCCACAUAGAAGAGAAACUACAGGAGAUGGCAAAGCUGGAAGCUGAAGUGCAACAAGGAAUUAGCAAAAAACAGCUGGCUGUGGAUCAAACCCUUUCCCUGGUCCAGAGGCACCACUUAUCUCUGCAGUCUAUGCAGAAAUGUCUGGACUCUGCUGCUGCUGUCCUCCAGAGGGCCAGCUUGGGGGUGGAUCUAGAGAACCAGACAGAUUGUGCGCAGGACCUGGAAGACAUUUCAGCCCAGGAAAAGAACUUCACAGCUGGUUUAGAGGAGCUGAGGACUUUGGAUCCUCUGCUGGAAGAUUUUAUGGAAGCAGGAGCGAUGGGCGAACUUCGAAAAAAAGUUGAGGCAGUGUUGCUGAGAAACACAGAAGUCAAACAGCACCUGGAUACUUACAGAGAUGUGCUUCAGAGUUGUGCAGUGUUAUGGACCUCCUUCCAACACGAGAAAGAGAUGCUAGUUGAACAGAUGAAUGACGCAGAGGGCAAGAUGGCCAUGUUCACUACAGCUAAAGCCGUCAGCAUCCAGCAGGCAGAGGAAAAGUGUCAGAGAUACAAGUCUCUGGUGGCUCACAUCGACCUGCUAGAGUUACCUCUGAAUGCUUUGAAAGAGAAUGCAACAGAGUUAGAGCAGAUCAUCUCAGAGUCCAGCAAAGCUGUCACCAGCCACUCAGUGUCGUCACUGUGGCAGCGGUGGACCCGGCUGCGCAGUGUGGCCCGAGCCCAGGAGAGAGCACUGGAGGACACUGCAAGGGAGUGGAGGAACUUCACUGACAAGAUGGAGAAGGUGCGCUCAGUGUCCCAAGACCUCCACAGCCGUGUCCCAGACAGCACAGUUGAAAAGGCUGCCACCAGGGCGGCGCUCCAGAGCCUCCUGGAGUACCAUGACUCAUUCAGCCAGGAGGUGGAGAGGGAGCAGUCCAUCCUGGCCCUGCUGGGGCAACACACACGCAGCCUCAGAGGAGAGGAGGAGGAGGCGAUGGAGAAAAAGACAGAGAAUGGACAUGAGGAGACACCUUGCCUACAAGAGAUCAGAAGCAUGCAGGAGCAAUAUGACAGCCUCGUGUUGCGGGUACGAGCCAGCAGGGCUCAGGUACACCAGGAGUUGAGGGAGAGAGAGGAGGUUGAGAAGGAGCUGGGCUUGGUCAAAGGAUGGAUCCAGGAUACUCGUGGCUUACUGCUGAGUCCCACUGCAGACCUGGAUUCACUGCUGCAAGAGCUAGAGACUGCACAUGGUGAGGUCAUCAGCAGGCGCCAGAGUGUGGAGCGCAUGACAGAGCUGCAGCAGUCCAAGUACCAGGACCUCCAGGCUGGUCUGCCCUCUGAGCUCAGCAUGCAGCUGGCUGAGGUGGCUCUGGCUCUGGGCUCCGCUGAAGACCAGGUCCAGGCGAGAGAAAGGGAGGUGCAGCAGACCAGAGAUGUCAAAGAAGACUUCAGCUUCAGACUCCAGGACAUCGAGGCGAAGCUGAAGACCAUCGCUCUGAAAUUGGAAGACAAGGGUGCUGACCUAAAGGAGGCCAAAGAAGAGACCAAAGCUCUUUGUGAAGAGUGUGACUGCUGUGGUCGCUCUCUGGCGGAGUUAGGAGUAGCGGUGCAGGAGUUUGGGGAGCAGAACCCUCUGCUGUGUAAGCAGCUGGGCGAUGCUGUGGCCAAACUGACAGAGGUGCAGCGACACACCACGCAGCAGGUCCAGGACAGAGCCAACAGACUGAAAAAGGCGGAGAGGCAGGUGGAGGAAUAUCAGGGUAUGAAGGCAUUCAUUUUGGGCUGGACAGAAAAGGCAGAAGCUCUGGUCACUGGUGGCAUUAUCUGGGGCUCUGCGUCCCAGCUGCAGGAGCAAAUUCGAGCACACCAGGCGUUGCUGCGGGAGUGUCGGGGUCUCCAUGGCGACUUGGAGGCCAUGGGGGAGAGGGAGGGGCAGCUGGGGGAGGUGUUGCAGACAGAGGGGUGGAUACAGCAGGUGAAACACCUCAGCAGACGCACAGAGGAGCUGCAGCAAACUGCCAAGACUCGCCUCCAGAGUCUGCAGGAUGCAGCAAAGGACAUGUUGCGUUUGGAGGCAGAGGUGAAGAUCCUCCAUGCUGCUGUAGACCAGAUCCAGAUCACACUUGCGUCCCCCGACCUCAACAGGCUCAGCCUCAGGGAACAGCUCACACAGAGACAGCGUCUGUUGGUGGAAAUGGAGGGCUUCAAGCAGCAGGUGGCGGCAGUACAGCAGUGUCAGAGCGCCCUCCGGCUACCAGAGGAGGUAGUUGCCAGCCUGCCUAUCUGCCGCACAGCUCAGACUCUGCAGCAGGAGGCCAGCCAACUGCAGCAUACCACCAUCCAGCAGUGCAACAUCCUGCAGGAGGCUGUGGUGCAGUAUGAGCAGUACGAACAGGAAGUUAAGAACCUCCAGAGAUUAAUAGAAGAGGCUCAUCGCAUCAUUCAGGACCGGCCAGUCUCCACCAAUAACAUACAGGAACUUCAGGCUCAAAUACACCACCAUGAGGAGCUGGCCCAGAAGAUCCGUGGCUACCAGGAGCAGAUCGCCUCGCUCCACUCCAAGUGCAAGAUGCUGACGGUGAAAGCCAAACAUGCCACCAUGCUGCUGACGGUCAACGAGGUGGAGGGCCUUUCAGACGGCGUGGACGAGCUGAGUGAUGAGGAGCUGCCCAGCUCUGUGGCAACCAGCAACGCCGCCACCAACAAGCAGCUCCCAGCACACCCCUCUGUCGUCAUGAUGACAGCCGGCCGCUGCCACACACUCCUCUCCCCUGUGACGGAGGAGUCAGGGGAGGAGGGCACCAACAGCGAGGUCUCCUCUCCCCCUGCCUGCCGCUCCCCCUCCCCGGGGGCUAACGCUGAUGCUCCUCUUAACCAGGGUCGAGGUGCCUUAAGCCGAGCGCCUCUCCAGGAGCUAUACGACCCGUCCAUGGAGACUAGUGCUGCCAACCUCGAUGACCUGCAGAGAUCCUGGGAAACACUCAAGAACGUGAUCAACGAGAAGCAAAAGAGUCUGUAUGAAGCUCUGGAGCGGCAGCAACACUAUCAGGAGUCCCUCCAGUCCAUUUCCACUAAAAUGGAGUCCAUAGAAGGAGCGCUCAAUGAGGGUCUGGAGCCUAACAAGAGCCCCGAGAGCCAGAUGGCUGCACACCAGGCUCUGAUGGAUGAGAUCCUGAUGCUGCAGGAUGAGAUUGGUGAGUUACAGACGUGUUUCUCUGAGGAGCUGGCAGACAGUGACAGCGAUGGGGAGGCUGGGGACCAACUGGCUCUUCAGUCUACUCUUACUGUGCUGGGAGAGAGGAUGGCCACCAUUCGAAUGAAGGCUUCUGGGAAACGGCAGCUGCUGGAGGAGAGACUCAGUGAACAGCUAGAGGAGCAGCGGCAGGAACAGGCGCUGCAGCGUUACCACAGUGAGGCCGAGGAGCUCGACCACUGGCUGCUUAGCACUCGUGCCACUCUGAGCUCUGCCCUUCAGCCCCAAAACGAGGACUUGGACAUGGAGGAGCAGCUCAUUGAUUGUCAGAAUAUGCUGUUCGAGAUCGAGCAGAAGGUCUCAUAUCUGUCAGAGCUGUCCGUCCACAGCGAGAGCUUGCUGAUGGAGGGUCGGGCCGAGACCAAGGGGGAGGCGGAGCAACUCACCCUCAAACUGCACUCCCUCAAAGACAGCCUGAUGGAACUGCAGCAGAUGCUACAGGAUAAACAAAUUGACAUACAGGGUUCAUUGCAGGAGCAGGAGGACAGUGAGCCAGAUUCAUCUCUGUCUCAGAGUCCUAAUGUCCAGGAUUGGCUUUCCCAGGCCAGAUCCACACGCACACAGCAGCACCACGACAACCUUCUUCGACAGAGGGAGCUGCAGGAGCGGGUAGCUGAACAGAGGAGGCUGCUGAAGUCUGUAGCCAGUGUUGGAGAAGAGUUACUCAGCCAACAGACCACACCUAAUGGGGACAGUGAGGUGUCCAUCCCAGGAGGAAUAUUGCUGGAGUCUGAGACCAUUUCACCUUUGAAACAGAUGAGACAGCGCUGGGAAAACCUCAAUAAAGAUCAAAACACAAAGCUGCAGCUCUCCCUCAAUUCUCUGGAACAGGACCAGCUGAGCCCGGUCCUCCACCGGUCCCGUCUGUCCAGCCCCAGUAUGGUGUUUAGAGGCGUGUCUGCUAAUCAGGACUCUCGCUCUCCCAGAGCUUUGUUUGAGGCCUGUGGUCAGACUCUGGAACGAAUUGCCCAUGAGACGGCGGGUGGUGACAGCAGAUUGGUAGCAUCUUUAGGUGGGACAACAGUUCAACAGGACCUGUACUCUGCAGUUUCCGCAGCCUCCUCCUGGUUGGAUGCUGCUGAGAACCAGCUGCUCUCUGGUCCUGUGUUGCUGUCUGAAGACACAGAGACACAACUUACAAAUCUGGAGGGUCUGAAUAAACAGCUGAAGGCAAUGACCAGGGAGGUAAACCUGUGCAGAGACCAUCUGGGUGGCGGAGUGGGCCGGUUGUGUGGGGGAGACGAGCAAGCUCUUAUGGAGGACACACUGGAGGGCCUGCAGGAGAGGAUGGGGCUGCUGGACUCCACCCUUGAACAACACUGUGACACCUUGAGGGACAAACUACAGGAACACUCAACCUUCCAGAAUGAACUGAGGCUGCUGUUCACAGCUCUGACUGAAAGUAAACACCUGUUGCUACAGAAGAUGGCUGGAACUGUCGACAGACCUGCGUCCAAACAGAUAGAGACAUUAUCAGAGGUGGAGGAGAGUCUGAGAGAGUUUGAGCAGAGAGUGACUGAACUGAAGACAAGAGCGGAGGGACUCCAAUCUGACCAAAUCUCCAACCAGGAACUUAUCAAACUACAGGAUGCAUAUGAGGAGCUGGUGCUGAUGGUGGGCUCGAGACGUAGUAGCCUGAACCACGGCUUGUCUCUCAAGGCUCAGUAUGAAGCUGCACUUCAUGACCUCACAGACCUAGUGGACACUGCCCAGGACAAGAUGGCUGCCGAUCAGAAGAUGACAGUGGCUUCUGUCAUAGAGGUUCAGAUGUUACUGGACAAACACAAAGAAUUUUUCCAGGGUCUCGAAUGCCAUAUGAUCCUCACCCAGACGUUCUACAGUAAAGUGUGUGGUCUGGUGGCACAGAGGGAAAGCCAGACCCUGGAGGAGACCAUGGCCUUAGCCCACAGUGUGCUCAAACAGGCCCACAGGAGGGGAGUGGAGUUGGAGGGAAUACUGGAGUCGUGGAGCAAGCUUGUGGAAGAGUACCAGGCUCUGUGCAGACAGCUGGAGGCUGUGGAGUGUAGCAUCCCUACUGUGGGCUUGGUAGAGGAGACAGAGGAAAGACUUGUUGAAAGGAUCGGUCUCUUCCAGCGUCUGAAGGCCAGCCUGACGGAGCAUCAGCCCCAGCUAUACCAGGUCCUGGAGGAAGGCAAAAGGCUCCUUCUGUCUGUUGGCUGUUCAGACCUGGAGAACCAGCUGACCCAACUUGGAGAACACUGGCUCUCCUCCACCACCAAAGUCAACAAGGAGCUGCACCGCCUUGAUUCCACGCUAAAACACUGGAGCAGGUACCAGAGUGAGUCAGCAGAGCUGAGCCACUGGUUACAGUCGGCUCUGGACCGACUAGAGUUCUGGACGACCCAGUCAGUGACAGUGCCUCAGGAGCUGGAGACUGUCAGAGAUCACCUCUAUGCCUUCCUGGAGUUUUCCAAAGAGGUGGAUGCGAAGUCGUCCUUGCGCUCAUCUGUGCUGAGUACUGGGAACCAGCUCCUGCGAUUGAAAAGAGUAGAUACAGCUGGUCUCAGGACAGCACUUGGCCAAAUCGACACUCAGUGGGCGGAGCUGUUGACUCGUAUUCCUGUAGUACAAGAGAAGCUACACCAGUUGCAGAUGGAGAAACUGGCAUCCCGGCAUGCCAUCACAGAGCUGAUGAGCUGGAUUUCUCUCAUGGAGAACAUUAUACAGGAGGACCAGGAUAAAAUCAUGGGAGCUGUAGGCUCAGAAGUGGUCCAGGACUUCCUGCAGAAGUAUAAGGGUUUCCGCAUAGAUCUGACCUGUAAGCAGUUGACUGUGGACUUUGUAAACCAGUCAGUGCUGCAGAUCAGCAGUCAGGAUGUGGAGGGUAAGCGCAGUGACAAAACAGACUUUGCUGAGAAGCUGGGAGCUAUGAACAGACGGUGGCAGAUACUGCAGGGGCUCAUCACUGAAAAGAUUCAGCUUUUGGAAGGACUUUUGGAAGGUUGGUUGGAGCAUGAAAAUGGGGUUCAGGCCCUGAAAACCUGGCUCACACUACAGGAGGAGAAACUGAAGAAGAGACACAGGAUAGAGGAUGUAGCAUCGGUGCAGAAUGCACUUAAAGACUGUCAGGAGUUAGAGGAAUUAGUGAAGGACAAAGAGAAGGAUCUAGAGAAAGCAGAGGAACGAGGAAAUGCACUCAUUCAGGAUAAGAAAGGAGCAGCCUGCUCAGCUGUGAAGGAGACCCUCAAAGGAUUGAACCAAUCCUGGGCUCAUCUGGACCACAUGAUAAGUCAGAUGAAGGUGAGCCUGCGGUCGGUGCUGGAGCAGUGGACGCUGUACCGACGAGCUUCAGAUGAGAUUAAUGGGUACCUGAUGGAGGGGAGGUAUUCUGUGUCCAGGCUGCACCUCCUUAACGGGUCUCUAGAGGCAGUACAGCAGCAGGUGGAGAGUCUGGAGAACCUGCAGGAGGAGAUGGACAAACAGGAGAGCAGCCUGAGGAAGUUUGGAUCUGUAACACACCAGCUAUUGACAGAGUGUCACCCAUCUGUGGCUGAAACACUCAACACAGCCCUCCGGGAUGUAAACGUUAGGUGGAACAGUCUAUUAGAGCAGAUCUCAGAGCAGCUGAGGAGCAGCAAAGCCCUGCUGGUGUUGUGGCAGCGCUACAGGUCAUUGUGUGGCCAAUGUGUGACAGCGGUUCAGAAACAGGAAGAACGUGCUGAUCGCCUGCUGAAGAGCGCCACGGACAGGGAGAUCACAGAGGAGGAGAGCAGCGCCUGGAUAAACGACUGUGAUGCGUGCCUUGGUGACCAGGCAUCAGUGCAGCAGUCCCUCCAGCAGCUGCAGGCUUUAGGGGAACAACUGAAGAGCCAAGUCGAUGCCUCGUCCUCAGCAGCCCUUCAGUCUGACCACCUGUCACUCACACAUCGCCUAGCAACACUGGAGCACGCCCUUCAGAGGCAGCAGGAAGUACUGCAGUCUGGAUCUCAGGCCUGUGAGGGUUUCAGAGAGCAGUUGGACACACUGAUCCAUAAGGCUGACGAAGCUGAGGAGGUGCUGAAGGAGUCUGACCCAGUCGGCUCACCAGACCUCACUGUGGUCCAGACACGUAUGGAAAAACUGAAGGUUCACCUGCUGAAGCUGAGCAGUCUGUCUCCAGAUCUUGAACGUGUGAAUGAGUUGGUUUACAGACUGCCAGUCAACGACAGAGAUGUUAAACGGCUGCAAAGUCUCAACAGAGCCUGGGCCGCUCACUCCGCUCACCUUACCGAGAGAUUCAGUAAACUGCAAGCAGUGUUGCUCCAGCAUCAGAGUUUCCUCCAGAAGUGUGAGGCGUGGAUGGACUUCCUGUCUCAGACUGAACAGAAGCUGGCUGCUGAGAUCUCAGGGAACUACCAGAGUCUGCUGGAGCAGCAGAGAGACCAUGAGUUGUUCCAGGCAGAGAUGUUUAGCAGGCAACAGAUUCUGUACUCCAUCAUCAGUGAUGGCCAUCAUAUGUUGGACCAAGGACAAGUAGAUGACAGAGAUGACUUCAGUGUGAAGCUGGCCUUGCUAAGCAAUCAGUGGCAGGGUGUGGUGAGGCGAGCACAGCAGCGAAGGGGCAUUAUUGAUAGUCUGGUCCGCCAGUGGCAGAACUACCAGGAGAUGGCGGAGAAGUUGCUACAGUGGCUUCAAGAAGUUACCCGUGAUCCAGAUGUACAUCAGCCAGGAGAACCAGUGGCACUGCAGCAGGCUAGAAACCUGUUAGAUCAGAUACAGCUGAGGGAGCGGGUGCUGCAGAGGCAGCAGGGCAGCUACAUCCUGACGGUGGAGGCCGGCAGGAGCCUGCUGCUGUCAGCCGACAGCAGGGCGGAGUCCACCCUGCAGACAGAGCUGAUGGACAUUCAGGAGAGGUGGAGGCACGCUCACCACCGCCUGGACCAUCAGAGGAGGGAGCUGCAGGGUCUGCUCAAGAACUGGGAACGGUGUGAGAAGGGCAUAAAUGCGUCACUGGAGAAGCUGAGGGCCUUCAAGAGAAAGCUGUCUGUUCCACUGCCUGAUCACCACGAGGAGCUGCACUCAGAGCAAAUCAGAUGCAAGGAAUUGGAGAGCAGUGUGGAGGGUUGGACCGAUGACCUUACUUCCUUGUUCCUGCUGAGGGACUCCUUGGAGGGUGUGGUCAGUGCAGAUGACAUCACAGUCUUACAGGAACGCCUCCAGCUGCUUCAGCGUCAGUGGGGGGAGGUCUGCCACCAGCUUUCCCUGCGCAGGCAGCAGGUGAGCGAGAAGUUGAAUGAGUGGGCAGUUUUCAAUGAGAAGAACAAGGAACUAUGUGAGUGGCUCACACAGAUGGAGAGCAAGGUCUCUCAGAAUGGGGACAUCAGCAUUGAAGAGAUGAUCGAAAAGCUGCGCAAGGACUACCAAGAAGAGAUCAGUGUAGCUCAGGAGAACAAACAGCAGCUGCAGGUUAUGGGCGAGCGCCUGGCCAGGGCCAGCCAAGACAGCAAGGCGGCCGAGAUCCAACACAAGCUCAGCAAAGUCAGCGAGCGCUGGCAACACUUGCUGGACCUCAUCGCUGCCAGGGUGAAGAAGUUGAGGGAGACCCUGGUGGCGGUGCAGCAGUUGGAUAAAAACAUGAGCAGCCUGCGUUCAUGGCUGGCUCACAUCGAGACAGAGCUAUCCAGGCCCAUCGUCUACGAAACCUGUGACGACCAGGAGAUUCAGAGGAAGCUCAACCAGCAGCAGGAGCUGCAGAGGGACAUAGAGAAACACAGCACCGGUGUGGCGUCCGUGUUGAACCUGUGUGAAGUCCUGCUCCACGACUGUGAUGCCUGCUCCACAGAGACAGAGUGUGACUCCAUCCAGCAGGCCACCAGAGGACUGGACAGACGAUGGAGGAACAUCUGUGCCAUGUCCAUGGAGAGGAGGCUCAAGAUUGAGGAGACAUGGAGGUUGUGGCAGAAGUUUCUGGAUGAUUACUCCAGGUUCGAGGAUUGGCUGAAGACCUCAGAAAGAACAGCAGCUCUACCUAACUCAUCUGGAGUUCUGUAUACUGUUGCUAAGGAAGAGCUUAAAAAGUUUGAGGCCUUCCAGCGUCAGGUGCAGGAGUGCCUGACACAGCUGGAGCUUAUAAACAAACAGUACCGUCGCCUGGCCCGGGAGAACCGCACAGACUCCUCCUGCCGACUCAGGGAAAUGGUGCAUGACGGGAACAGGAGAUGGGAUAACCUGCAGAAGAGGGUGGCAGCCAUCCUACGCAGACUCAAGCACUUCAUCAGCCAGAGGGAGGAGUUUGAGACGGCACGAGACAGCAUCCUGGUGUGGCUUACAGAGAUGGACCUCCAGCUGACCAACAUAGAGCACUUCUCUGAGUGUGACGUACAGGCCAAGAUAAAACAGCUCAGGGCAUUCCAGCAGGAGAUCUAUCUGAACACCGGGAAGAUCGAGCUGGUGUUCAGACAGGGCGAAGCUCUGAUUGAGAAGAGUGAACCUCUGGAUGCAGCCGUCAUCGAGGAAGAGCUGGAGGAGCUGCAGAGAUACUGCCAGGAGGUCUUUGGACGAGUCGACAGAUACUACAAGAAACUCACACGGCUGCCUCUUGCUGACGAUGAGCUUGAUGGUUCAGACAGAGAGCUGGACGUGGAGGAAGGUGGCGAGCUCUCUGAGCUACAAUGGGGUGACUCAUCUCUGCCCCGGACAUCCAGCCGUCCAGCCUCGGGUACUGCCGCUCUCAUCAGGGCAGAUCGCUCAGGACGUGACACCCCCGCCAGCGUGGACUCCCUCCCCUUAGAGUGGGACCACGACUAUGACCUGAGUAGAGGUCUGGACAGCCCUGGAGGACGAGGCCAUGGGGAAAGAAGCCGAGGGCAAGAGGAGGAGGAUGAGUAUCUGAGGACAACUGCCACGGUGCUGUCAGAUGUAGUUAUCCCAGAGAGCCCAGAGGCCUAUAUAAAACUGACAGAGAACACAUUGAAAUCAUCCUCUGGUGAGCCAGGUCAGCUGGAGGCCAGUCUCAGACAGCUGGAUCAGGCUCUGGAUGCAGGACGAUACCACCUCCAGCAGAGAGAGGCCACCGCCAACCGCUCCAGCCCCGGCAUCGACUCCACAUACAUGGGCUACAUGCGUCUGAUGGGAGAGUGUCGAGGCAGUAUAGACGCAGUGAAGAGAGCAGAAGGAGAGCUAACUGAGGACGAGGAUGACAUGCCGGGACUCACCAACCCCACCAGCACAGACACUCAGAGCGCAGGUGUGAUCGAGCGCUGGGAGCUGAUCCAGGCUCAGUCUCUAAGUGAGAAGCACAGGCACAAGCAGAACCUGCAGCAGUGGCAGCAGCUGAUCUCAGAUCUGCAGACCAUGAGGGCCUGGUUGGGUCAGUCUGAGGCUGAACUCAGCCAGCUGCGAGGGCUCGAUCUCAGCACUGACAUACACACCAUCCAGCAAAGAAUCAAGAAGCUCAAGGAGCUGCUGAAGGGGGUAGAUGCCCACAAGUCAGAGGUGUUGUCCAUCAACCUGAGCAGUGCAGACUUCCUCCAAUCAGAGCCUGACUCUGAGGAGGCGUGGGAACUGAGGGACAGGCUGAAAGAGAUGAACUCUCGCUGGGAUCGGCUCAGUACCUCCCUGGAGGACUGGAGGAAAGAGCUACAGAGGGCGCUGAUGCAGUGCCAGGAGUUCCAUGAGAUGAGCCAUGGUCUGCUGCUGUGGCUGGAGAACAUUGACCGUAGGAGAAACGAGGUGGUGCCCAUCCCUCCCAAACUCGAUCGUGAAACAUUACGAGCUCAUCAUAAAACACUGACGCAAAUCAAGCGUGAGCUGCUGGACUCGCAGCACAAAGUGUCGUCACUUCAGGAGCUGUCAGCCCAGCUGCUGGUCAACACUAAACCUCAGACUCUGUUGCCACAGUCGCAGGCCUCAGAGCAGAUCCAGGCUCAGGGCAGCGAGUGUCUGGAGGCUGAAGAGAAGGUGCACGUGAUCCUGAACAGGCUCAGACUGCUCCUGAGGGAAGUCAGCUCAGACUUGGAGGGGUUGGAGAGGAGACUGGAGGCCACAGACACACGGCAGGAUUGCUUACCAGUGCCUGUUGGCAAACCAGAAACCCUUGGAUCAGCUGCUCCUGAGUCAGCGGUGACUGUCCAAAGUCGCAAACGAUUGCCCCGAGGCAAAAGUAGUCAGGCCCACCCAGGACACCCUGAGAGCGGCCCGCGCCACAGCCGGAGCAGAUCACCAGGCGUCGCUGGCUGCGUUUCCUCCCGUUCUGACCUUCCGGACAGCGUCUCCUCGCCGACCUCCUCCUCCUCCAAAGGCCAGUCCUUCCUGCUGCGGGUCCUCAGGGCUGCACUUCCCGUCCAGCUGCUCCUCCUGCUCCUCAUUGGCCUGGCCUGCCUGGUGCCCAUGACCGAGGAGGACUACAGCUGCCACCAUGCCAACAACUUCGCCCGCUCCUUCCAUCCCAUGCUGCGCUAUACCAACGGACCUCCGCCCAUAUGAGACGUAGCUGAAUAUCUACCUACUGCUUUGCCAAGGACUCCACUGAAUGUUUCCUCUUCACCCUGUGCCCUGAAGCAACAAACUCACUCUCACAUGAAAAUGAAGACUUGUCUCACUAACAUUGCACACUCACUCUCCUGAAACCCUUUAAACCCACUCUCCAGAACAAAUGGACCUUCGUCUGGACCCUCUCUCCCCCAAUCUAAAUAUUUCAUGUUGUUUUAACUUAAAUGUGUAUAUUAUUUUUUAAGGUUUCUGAAGGAACCAGAGAAAUCAAUGAAAACAAAGCACUAUUUAUAUACUGUAUGUUGGGAGCCAAAGUCGAACGUGCUUUUUGUCCAUGAUAUCCAGUGCUGCUACUAUUUAUUUAGCGUUCAAUCAGAUAAUUGAUUGUUGAUAUUGAUUAAGCUAAAGCACCACCCUAAGUGUGGCAUAUUGUACCUGUAAAUUGUACAGUAGAUUUGCAGUUUGAGUAGCAAUCAUUCAGUCUCAGAUGUGAAGAGUUUGUUUCUGACAGACACAUUUAAAGAUCUACUCAGACGACUGAAACAGAACUUUCUGAAGGAUGAACGUUGUGUUUUAGCUUGUCACAUCUUAGAAUAAAUUGGAAAUGAAGUCUCCAGAUGACAUUAAAGCUAAAAUCUGAACAUAUAGCACUGACAUGAGCACUGUCGAAGGUACUGCACUGAAGCCGUCCAGCCAAGAUGGCCGACUUCUUUCCCCAAAAGCCAAGGCUUGUAUUCCUGUUUUUAAUUUCAGUAUUUAAUCAGCUGAGGGCAAAUAUGAAAAAAAGAUAUGAGCUCUCAACUGAUUUGUAUAUUUUUGUUGAAAUGCCUUUGAAUACAGGCAGUUAUUUUUUUAUCUUUCCGUUUGAGCAUGCACUUGAAAGUACACUGCUUUUAAGAAAGCCAAACAAUCACUGGUAGUGUUUUAGUAGACGGCUGCGACAUGAAAUAGUGAGCUUUGUAAUAACUGCGAUAAUUAUUCUGCGGUGACAAGACAUCGGAAUCACUGCGUUGUUAAAACAGAAUCUGUAAAAAAUGAUGAAAUAUGAAAAUGGUUAUUUAUGUAUGUACAGUUUGCUAAUGCCAACUUCAUGAAGAAUACUCUCUUUGCAAAAAAUAAAACAUGAAAUAUUUA